Poeciliopsis prolifica (blackstripe livebearer) is the source of this 4469-nucleotide messenger RNA. RefSeq names its product opioid growth factor receptor-like 1 (gene ogfrl1). The transcript is spliced from 7 exons. The record is from RefSeq and is a predicted model, not a curated record. Gene Ontology annotation, cellular component: membrane. Bases 207 to 1370 code for a protein of 387 amino acids. Lineage: Eukaryota; Metazoa; Chordata; Actinopteri; Cyprinodontiformes; Poeciliidae. Gene Ontology annotation, molecular function: opioid growth factor receptor activity.
GACCUCCCCCUUCAUCUCGGCGGCACUAAUCACCCCCCAUACCGAAACGCGCAUCAUCGCUGCUGAUGUGGAAUUUCCCCCUUCUUUAUGCCGUUUAAAAGCCCGGCACUGAAGCCCCCGCACCGAGGCACCGUUCAUCUCAACGAUGUAGCGUCCUGCGCAGGCGAGAGGACCAAACGCGAGGGCAGGAGUUGCAUGUGUUGUCAAUGGGAAACCUGGUGGGCAGCUGGCGUUUCAAGGAGCCGAGCACCGUUGAGGAAUGCGACUCGACGUGGGGAUCGGACUCGGAGAGCGAUGAGCCGACGGCUGAGGACGACAGCGGCAUUUCCGACUCCGUCAGCCCGGCGGAGAGCGAGCGGGCCGCGGGACACAGCGGGGACGCUGCCCUGCAGCUGACUGACUCCCCAGAGUCCGCUCCGAAGAUGAAGAGGAGUUUUUACGCCGCCAGGGAUCUCUACAAAUAUCGUCACAGCUACCCGAACUUUAGAAAGUCCCGGCAGCCCACCGAAUAUCGAAAUCUGCGCUUCUACAUGAACAAGAUCCCCCUGGUGCCCGAUGGUAUUUACAUCGAGGAGAUUCUUUCAAAGUGGAGAGGCGACUACGACAAACUGGAGCACAAUCACACCUACAUUCAGUGGCUGUUCCCAUUAAGAGAACAAGGGCUCAACUUCUACGCACACGAACUGACUCAGGAGGAGAUCAAAGAAUUCCAAAGCACUCGGGAAGCAAAGCGGAGGUUCCUGGCGGCCUAUUCCAUAAUGCUGGAUUUUUACGGCGUCAAACUGCUAGAUAAAAGCGGCAACGUCGCUCGGGCCCCCAACUGGCAGGAACGCUUCCAGCACCUUAAUGAAUCCCACCACAACUACCUGAGGAUCACCCGCAUCCUGAAGUCCCUCGGUGAGCUCGGCUACGAGGCGUUCAAGGCCCCGCUGGUUCGCCUCUUCCUGGAGGAGUCGCUGUGCAGCGGCAUGCUUCCCAACAUGCAGCACAGCGUGCUGGAGUACUUCGUCUACACCAUCCGCCUGCCGGCCACGCGGCGGCGCCUGCUUCGAUUUGCUCGCAAGCACUACAGGCCCGCCCACGCCUUCCUCUGGGGGCCUCCGUCUAAGAAGGGAGCCUGCAGCGGCGGCGGUGGCGGCGGUGGGAGCAGCGGGAUCAGAGCUCCUGCUCCCACACCGGAGCACCACAGGAGGGGGGAGGAGAACACAGCAAGUAGCCGGAUCAACGUGUCUUCCCAUGCUGCCAUAAUGUGCCAGGACCUGGUCGGAGGAGGGAUGAAGGGCUUCCCGGACCUCGGUUCUUAUGAGGCCGGGUUGCCGGGGGAGCUGAUGCUCGUUAGCGGGAGAAGAGAGAGGAGUGAGUUCAGCUAGGAUUCUUCCUUCUGAGAGGAAACUGCAAAAACUCAAAACAUUACCUGGUUUCUACUGAAAAUAUCGGGGGUGCAACAAUUGCAGUUUUCUGGCCAUUCGCCGAUUUCAGAUCUUUUAAAAAGCCUACCCUGCCGAUUCCUAUUUUGGCUGAUUUGUUUUUCUGAAAUGUUGCUAAAUAUAGCAAGAGGGAAAGUCACAAAGUUAGUAACAGUGACUGUUGUAAACGGUCUGUCUGUCUAAGAUGUUUUGACCUUUGCCAAGGAAGAUGAGCUUGUCGGAUAAGAUCAGCUGCACAUGAGAAAAUCGGCCGAUCAACGAUCUCCCAAAAAUAAGGAAAUCAAAACCAAUAAAUCGGCUGGCUGAUAAUUCGGUGCACCCCUAGAAAAUAUCUUAGUAAACGUGAAAUAAGACAAAACUCAACAUUUUCCAGCAGGAUAAAUGAGCUUGUUUUAAGUAAAUGAUAUUGAUUUAAAGAAAACUACCUGGCAGAUUUUUCACUUAUUAAAUGGGAAAAUUGUUUUGUUAUAAGUUAAAUAAUCUCCCAGUAAAAAAAAAAGGAACAUUAACAUAUUAUUGACUUAAAUCAAGCUCCUACAUCUUGCUGUAAAGCUACUUUUAAGUUUUUCUGUCUUAUUUCAAUUGUACUAAGAUAUUUCCAUUAGAAACUAGAUCAAAAUACUAGAUGAUUUUUUUUGUGUUUUUGCAGAUACUCAAACCCAGGAAGACAUCAAUGAAACAUUGUAAUUAAUAAACAUGGGAUUAAAAUCAAUUCAGGUUAAGGGCUUAGAAAUUAAUUGCAAAACUGAUUACACAUAUUUAGGAUUCUAAUGUAUUUUUUUAUUUAGCUUCUAAUUACUUUUCAAAAUCAUUCAAACCAGUAGAGACAAUAUAUUACUUUUGUCUAAAGGUCUGUACUUUUAAUAAAAGAAGCAAAGGGGGAGAUGUUUGCCUUACAUACUGAUUUACUCUGAAGCUAAUGUGGGAAGGCAAAUAUUGUUAAAUAGACAAAUGAACACAGUUUUGUUUGUGCGUCUACAUCUUGGGGGGGGGAAGACGAGCAAUACUUUGAAAACGUUUUUUAGAUUGACCUAAGAGCAUCAUUUCUGUUGAUAUCAGAUAAAACUGUAUCUACUCUGUGAUUUUUACUGUUUCAGCUGAAAAGGAAAGAGAAAAACGAACCUUUGAGUUGCGAUAAAAAAGAAAAAAAUUAAAGAACUGAAAGGCUUUUGGUGGCAUACAGACUGUAGUCACACGUCUGAAAUGUAAUUCUGUCUUUGUCAGGUUCUAAAUUAAAUCUAACCUCAAGCGUAUGAACACAUUUAAUGAAAAUAUUUCAGACAUAAAACAGUUUAUAAAUAAUUUGCAUCUCUACUUUAUUGUCCUCCCUGGUCCAGAUGUGUAAAACCCUCUUGUAUAAAUAUUUUUUUUAAUUGCAGAAGCAUAAUAUCACACUUAAAUAUGUAGAAGAAUCUAACGUAUGUGCGUACCUUCAGGGAUCUUUUUGCUUUUUAACAAUGUUUUUUUUUAGAUUUUCACAGAUAAAGGUUAAUUAUGCGUCUGCUGAACUAUUUUCUCUGUUGCUUUUUCCAAAUGUUUUGGAAAAUUUUCAAGUCUUCUGGCAGCUCCCAUCAGGAUUUUCUUGAAGAUGUUCUGGUGCGUCAUCACUGCAUACACGGUAGCUUUCCAAGGCUUUUUAAAUAAAAACCAGGCCCACAGCAUUACGGGUCCUCCACCGUAAUUGACAAUGAGUGUGAGGGGAUUUUCCAGACGUCUGCCCCCUCUUUCACGAAGUGUUUGUUGCAGGAAAAACUCCACCUUCAUCUCGUCUGACUAAAAUCAAACAAUUUCCAGUUGAAGUCCCCCAGUAGCAAAUAGCAAAAGUUUGCAUUUGUGAUGGUAGGAGAGAAAAGUUGUCUCUAAUUUUUUAAUAAGCUUUUGAUGAAAAACACAAGAAAACAUGUUUCUAGGAAAAUUCAAUGAGGCGCCAAGUUGAAUUUUUGCGCUCCUGCAAUAAAAAUGAGAUGAUUUAAACAUUUUUUACACAUCUCCAUCAAUGGUGAGGUUUAGUGUGCAGGAUUUAUUUAUUCAUUUGUGACUGAAAACAGAUUUCUUUAUCAGCCGCCACCGCCACAGGAUGUAUUGUCGUCCAUAAGCCUUUUGUUCUUGAAUCAAAAACAAAAAUGCAGUAAACAUGGAUUCUAACUGAAGUUAUUGUGGCUGAAACUUGUAUGUUUGAUGUUUUUGACAAUCUGUCUUCCUGAGGCGAUACACUGUAGGUUUCUCUGAGCUGCUGCGCAUCAUAAACACAACACCUGAUCAUCUUGUGUCGCCAUAAUUUACCUUAAUGUGAAAACGUGAACUCCAACCUCAUGCGUAGGUUUUUGAACAUGUUUUUAAGUCUGUGAAUUUGACUUUAAACAACUCUUUAGGGCUAAGUUUGAUGCUCUUUUUGCUCAAAUAAAUACAAAUUUUCAUUUAAUAAUUUUGCACAAAUAUUGUAAUAAUUUAAGGACAUAGGGUCAUAGCGGGAAAUGGUGAAGUUUUUCUCUUGGAGGCAGGUUUCGUGUAAUUAGUUGUAAUUAAUUAAAAAUUCUCUGCUUGCAAUAGAUAGAAAUCUGUGAAAUUAAAAGCCAUGCAAGGGUUAAGCAGUUCUUCCUGACUUAAUCAGAGUUUCUUCUUGCUGACAAGGUUUCAACAUCACUCUUCAGCCAAGUGCAUCUGAUAUAAUUGUAAAAGUACCUUUUCAGGUAGAUUGUAUGAUAACAUGGACUCAAGUAUGUUGACUUUUUGUGAAAUGAAUAUGUAAACAUACAGUAUUGUGUGUGUGUGUGCAGGUAUCUCUAAUAUUCUUAAGUGCCUCUUUUGUAUGUUUUAUUUAUACCUAUAAGCUGAGCGUAGUGUCUACACCGACUUCUUGUACAUUGUGAUUUUUUUGUACAGCAUUUUGAUAUUUAAGUUAUUGUUUGCUUUGUAAUCAUAUAUUCUAUGGGUAAUAAUGUACAGCAGGAAUAAACCUAUUAGGAAGAAUCACUAUAGAGGACAAGUUAUUCCAAAUAUUUGUAUCUGGCUUCUGCAAUAAAACGUGAUUGUUCUACAGAA